Messenger RNA from Dermacentor andersoni, 2686 nucleotides. Its product is annotated as ipis-1-like. Gene Ontology annotation, molecular function: serine-type endopeptidase inhibitor activity. The record is from RefSeq and is a predicted model, not a curated record. NCBI's taxonomy places the organism in Eukaryota, Metazoa, Arthropoda, Arachnida, Ixodida, Ixodidae.
CAAGUCCCACGUGGGGACUUGGAGAAUUCUUUUACAUUGACCUUAGUUUUCGUUUUAAUGCGCUAGCAUUCUUGGGGUACCUCGCGCGCACUUUUCAGGGGAUAUCUAUCAAUAUGUCCAUCUAUCUAUGUACGUAUGUUUGUAUCUAACCCCUCUUCACGCCAACCUGGGAUAGUUUUGAAUCCGGUUCCGUUAAGCAAAACAACCCGAUGCUAUCCAUCCCCAUUAGACCAUGGACUAUAUAUUCGUGACCCAAGUUGGCAGAAAAAACGGGUAGAGCUAGCCAGCGCACCAGAAAGCGUACGCAGUACCCUAAAGGAUGGCACUCGCAUUAAAAAUCAUUUAACAUUUAUCCAGUACUGGGCGGAAAAAAACCCGCGUCAUAUAUGCAAUCGGACACUCUUUUCUGAAUGUGUAUUCACACAAGCGCCACGCGCGGACUUCGCAACGGCGUCGACAGAUGGCGCAGCGGGUGCAGAGGGGAAACGUCAGCGAGGAAUCCGGCUGCAUGCACGCCUCACACAUGGCGCGCGUCUCUACGGCGGCAAAUCCGUUGCUUCAAUGCUAAUCGAAUUACCGUCGACAGUCAUCGCGUGAGAUGGGCUCUGUCACUCGUUUUUUUUUGUUUUUACUUUUUCGUACGUGUGUUGCCCACUCCUUCAUUUCACUCGCGAUCAGUUUACUUAGUAAUACUUACUCUUCUUUUUUUUUUUCAAUUUCUCGCUGGCCUUUGCGCAACCAACCGAUCCCCGGCCUAUCCGCCACAGCGCCAUUCUUGGACAUCAUCCUCGUUAUCUCAGCGGGCGCGCUCCAGGACAUUUCGGGUCAAUCCUCAUCAUCGUGACGGGACAAGCGCGCGCAAGUCGGUCACCAUCGGCGCGGGACGGGGGGGCGCAGGCGGACGAUCGACGUUUCCGGGAGGAGCGAUGCCGGGACGGCUGGACAACGUGCGGCUCGCGGUGAACUGCUGCAACAGCCUGGGCCUGGACGUCUACUGCCGGUACACGAACGCCAAGCCGCUGGAGAACAUGUUCUUCUCGCCGUUCGCCCUGGCCGCCGGCCUGUCCAUGACGCUGGCCGGCGCUCGCGACGCCACCGCCGAGGAGAUCAUGCGGCUCAUGCACAUCGAGCGAGGGCUGUUCGAGACCCAGCGCGAGAUGGUCGACCUCAUCCGACAGCUGAGGAACGAGAGCGGGGAGGUGGAGCUGCGGCUGGCGACGGGCGCGUUCGUGCGCCUCGGCUACCGGCCGACGGACGAGUACUGGGCGACGGUGCGUCGCGUCUACGGCGGUACCGUGCACGAGGUGGACUUCGUCGAGGACUCGGAGAUGGUGCGCCGCCAGAUCAACAGCUGGGUGCGCGAGCACACCGACCACCAGGUCAAGGAGAUCCUGACCCCCGGCUCGGUGACGUCCGCGACGCGCCUGUGCAUCGUGAACGGGGUGCAGUUCCGCGCCAUGUGGACGGACCCGUUCUACGAGACCGAGCUGCGGCGCCACGAGUUCCACGCCACCAACGACGACGAGGAAGGCAGCGAGGUCGAGGUCGAGAUGGUGGCGCGCAUCGACGAGUACGGCUACAUCGUCGACCGAGACCUGUGCUUCACCGCCGUAGAGGUCAUACAGAAGGGCGACAAGACGUCGCUGGUGAUCGUGAUGCCGCACCAGCGCCACGACUUCCACGUGCUGGAGGAGCGCCAGAAUUUGGACAAGCUGCUGGACCUGCCGAACCGCAUGACGCGCACGCCGGACGUGGAGCUGUGCCUGCCCAGGCUCAAGCUGGACAUGGGCAUGCGGCUGGAGUCCAUACUCUACUACAUGGGCCUGGCCGACCUCUUCAGCGAGCGGGCCAACCUGUCCGGGAUGUUCGGCGAAGGGGUGAACAUGCACGCCACGGAGUGGGUCCACCACGCGGUCGCCGACAUGGUCAACGACCCGACGAAGCCGCGCCGCUACUCGUUCUGUUCCACGGGGGACUCCUCGCCGCCCGACCCCACCAGCCGGUCGACCGACGAAGAGCUCAGUCCGCCCCCAGCUUCGGCGCUGGCGCGACGUCGCAGCAGCACGGCGAGCCGCGGCAGCAACGAAGAGUCGCCGCUGGUCGCGUCCGCCGUGGCCGAGGCCGUCGAGGCGGCGCGGCGGCGGGGUAGCGGCAGCGCCACGCCACCCAGCGCCGCCGCGCAGCCCAAGACCAGCUGCCUGAAGAAGGAGGGAAAGAAGACCAAGGCGCGCGUGCGCAGAACCAGCACCGUACGCACCACCAUCCCGUUCGUGGUGAACAGGCCGUUCAUCUUCUACGUGCUGCAUCGGGAACUGUCCCUGCUGCUCUUCAUGGGGGUCGUCAAGAGGAUCGCCUGACCUCGUGAAAUGUCGUUAGUGUCCCGCCAUGCGCGAGCGACGGCUUUCGACACGGCCUCCCCGCGCCCGGGUCGCCUAUACAGGGCGACCCGUUACAUCAAAAAAAUUUUUGGGGGGGCAGGUGGGAAUUCCUUGUAAGGACACAUCGCGCCCCUUGUAGUUAUAGCUACGGCGAUUCCAUUGCUUUUCUAUAGUAUAGCUAUCUGCGUGUUUAUUUUGCGGCCAAAAAAAAGACGGUCGGUAUACGUCUAUUUUGUACAACAUAAAAUUAUUUCCGGAUUUUUCUUCUCAUCCCCAAACCUGUUUUCGGUGUAUGUUCAUCAUCACCA